CCCCGGAAGUGGUUAGCAUGCGAGCAAAGUCCUCUUGUUGAGUCCUGCUAAGUUAUAAACAGGGUGUUGUGACCUCCGUGGUGAUGUUCGGGGGCUACGUGGACAGGGCGGAGCUAGAGGAUGAGCUGUACGCGGAGGAGUCCGAGGGGUCAGAGGGUGACGACAGUGAACUAGAGUUCAGACUCUACAGCCAACUCCACUACUCCUCUAACCCCGGAGAGAGGGAGGAGGUGGAGGAGGAGGUGGGAGAGAGGCACCUCUCCUCCAGCCACGGAGAGAAGGAGAAGAAAGAUGGGAGCAAGGCCAAACGACUGCAGCCACCCCUGUCACAUGAUCAUGGUAACAGAGAUCUACGGCAACACCUGCUGGGGGACACAGAGGAGAAAAAACAGAAAGUCAAACUGAAAACCCAACAGGGGAGGAAACAGCAGAGAGGUCUCUCCAAAGGUGACCCCACACGGGAAGGUUGUUCCAGGAGGUCAUAGUCAUCGACUCGAGUCAAGAUGACGGGAUCACAGUGUCAGACAACACGGAGGAGGAUGACGGGGUGUGUAGCUUGAAAGG
Molecule: messenger RNA, 564 nt
Organism: Oncorhynchus masou masou (cherry salmon)
Lineage: Eukaryota; Metazoa; Chordata; Actinopteri; Salmoniformes; Salmonidae
Product: zinc finger CCHC domain-containing protein 7-like
Exons: 3
Coding region: 84-485 (133 amino acids)
Source: RefSeq, a predicted model, not a curated record